ACGCCACACUCGUAGAGUGGUGCAACUUCGUACGUGCCGCCUUGAGGAGAGUGCACACACAGAACAGCUACACGAAGCCAUCACUUUCUCGCACUUUCCCGCACUUUCUCGGCUGCCGAACAUGAAACAGCCGUGAUCCAUUUGCUGUUGCUGAACCAAAAUUUGUUUGGUUUUUCAGGAAUUUUCUCUCUCAACCCCCUCUGAUCAUAAAGUCGCUCUGUACAUUACAACCAUUUUAGGAGAGACUUAAACAACGGGGAUGUCAGACUUGGAAUUAGAAAGUGACCUCCUUGAGGCCGCAGGAAGAACUAUUUCAGCUGGGAAAAAGCGGGAACCACCUUCUAGAAAGCAACGUGGAGGUUCAUAUUCUGAUGAUGGAAGUGACUCCAGAGGUGAAGACUCAGAUGAUGAUUGUGGAAGCAGGAAGCCCUCUCAAGUACCUCUGAAGAAGAGGUUUGAACCUACAGAAAGGGGCAGUGACGAAGAACGUGAUUCUAGCUAUGAUGGUUCUGAUCAUGAGGGUGAAAAUAGUGAUGAAUCUGAUUUUGGCCCUGAUCUUUACAAGAAUGAUGCUGACAGGAAACGGCUUGCAGCAAUGAGUGAACUUGAAAGAGAAAUGAUUUUGACAAAUCGAGCAGAGAAGAAAGGCGGUAAGGAUUUCAUGGAGAAAUUGAGAUCAAAGAGAGGCAAUGCAAAGUCUACCCAAUCAAGGAAAGAGGACCCUCUUCCAUUUUCUCGCGGUGCACGCUCGUCAGCUCGGGCUGCUGACAAGUCAGCGGCUAUGGAUGAUGCAUUGAAUAAAUUGCGAGCAAAACGUAUGAAGCAACAAGACUCAAAGGAUCACCAUAAGUUAAGGGACACGUCAAAAGGAGGUGCAGGUAGCCAGGAUAUUUCACCAACCAAGCAUCGCUCCAUUCAAAUAGAGACUCUGGACGGGUUGCCUAAUGAAGAGGAAGCAUUGAAUGCGGAUGAUGAAUUCCUUGACAGCGAUGAGGAAAGUUCAGAGCUACUGACAUUUCGGGACAUAAAGGAUAUUACCAUUCCAAGGUCAAAACUUGCAAAAUGGGUUAUGGAACCAUUUUUUGAGGAGUUAAUCGUGGGCUGCUUUGUUAGGGUUGGAUUUGGCAUAUCAUCAGAAGGUCCUAUCUACAGGCUUUGCAUGGUUCAGAAUGUGGUUGCCACAAAUCCCGGCCGGGAGUACAAGUUAGAGGGUAAAGUCACACAUAAAUACUUGAAUUGUGUUUGGGGCAGUGAAAGUUCUGCUUCCAAAUGGCCGAUGGCUAAUGUCUCAGAUUCUCCUCCGCAAGAGAAGGAGUUUGAACAGUGGCUUAAGGAAGUCAAGCGUGCUGGCCAAAUGCCAAGCAAACAGGAGGUGGUAGAAAAGAAGGAUACCCUUCUGAAAUCGAAUACAUUUGUUUACUCAGCAGCCACUGUGAAGCAAAUGUUGCAGGACAAAAAAGCGUCAGCAAGACCAGUUAACGUUGCAGUUGAGAAGGAACGAUUGAGGAGGCAGUUGGAUGCUGCAGAGAGUAAAGGCAACGAUGAGGAAGUUGAGAGGAUCAAGACAAGGCUCCAGGAAUUAGAAGCAUCCAGGCAAACUCAGGGGACAGAUAGCAAGGCUUUUAGAUUAGCUGAAAUGAACAGGAAGAACAGGUUCGAGAAUUUUAUAAAUGCUUCGGGGUUGAAACCAAGAAAUAUGAAUCUGAAAGCGGGGGAGGCUGGUUAUGAUCCAUUCUCGAGAAGAUGGACUCGCUCGAGAAAUUACUAUGAUGCAAGGCCUGGAGGAGGCAAUGAAGCUGCUGAGGCAACAGAUGGAACUACCGGUACAGGCAGCAACGGGGAAAAGGCAAAUGUAACAGGAGAGCUUGGUAUGCAAGCAACAGAGGCAGCAUUGGAAGCAGCAGCCGGUGCAGGGAAGUUGGUUGAUACAAGUGCUCCUGUGGACAAAGGGACAGAAUCAUACAUGCUGCACAAUUUCGAGCUGCCAAUCUCGUUAGCUCCACUUCAGAAGUACGGUGGACCUCAGGGUGCUGGGAUGGCGUAUAUGGAGAGAAGACAAAGGAUCGAAGCAACAGUCGGGCGUCGAGUGCUGGAUGACGGGAGGAGGCAUGCUUCGGCCUUGACUAUUAAGGACUAUAUGAGACGACAGGAGAUGCACCACGCUCACCCUGAACCUGAUUCGUAAGCUCUGCUCGUUUAGACUGGGGGAAGUAGCUUCUGUGGGGUUAGACUUGUUAUUGUUCUGGACAAAAUUGUUGUAUAUAUCUUUUUAGGGCUAGUGGUAAUCUUAAUUAGUUCACUCUUCAUCCAUUGCUUAAUUACCCUAAUUAGAUUAUAUAGUCCUAUGAAAGAAUGAUAAUUAGAUUAUCAAAGAAUACCGUUUAUAGAUCCAAAUGUAUUUUAACGA
Messenger RNA from Pyrus x bretschneideri (Chinese white pear), 2407 nucleotides. RefSeq names its product protein RTF1 homolog. The record is from RefSeq and is a predicted model, not a curated record. NCBI's taxonomy places the organism in Eukaryota, Viridiplantae, Streptophyta, Magnoliopsida, Rosales, Rosaceae. Gene Ontology annotation, molecular function: RNA polymerase II C-terminal domain phosphoserine binding; DNA binding. The transcript is spliced from 2 exons. The coding region runs from base 260 to 2185 and encodes 641 amino acids. Gene Ontology annotation, cellular component: Cdc73/Paf1 complex.